CGACGCAGCGGAACGUCAUGUCCCGCGUCCACAACGUCCUCGCGCUCUUCGCGCUUCUCGCCCUCGCAGGCGCCGCCAACGCCGCCACCACCCCCGAGGGCGUCGCGUACCUCCAGGCUAACAAGCUCAAGGAUGGCGUGAUCGAGCUCCCGUCCGGGCUCCAGUACCGCGUGCUCGUGGAGGGCCCCGCGGGGGGACCGAGCCCGGGCCCCUCCACCCGCUGCGCCUGCCACUACCGCGGCACCACGAUCGACGGGAAGGAGUUCGACUCGUCCUACAAGCGCGGCCAGCCCACCGAGUUCGCGCCCAACCAGGUCAUCGCCGGCUGGACCGAGGCGAUGCAACUCAUGAAGGAGGGCGACAAGUGGGAGCUGGUCAUCCCGAGCGAGAUCGCGUACGGAGACAGGCAGAUGGGCCCGGACAUCACCCCCGGGGCCGUCCUCGUGUUCACCCUCGAGAUCGUCAAGGUUGGCGUCUAAACGAAAUCGUCGCGCACGGACGAGACGAAGCGAGGGGCAUCCUACAAGCGGGGGGGAAGACCCGGGCGCGCGUCCCGAUUUCUCGAUCGUCAUUGAUAUUCACACCACCGAUUGAUAUU
Messenger RNA from Micromonas commoda, 598 nucleotides. RefSeq lists its product with no specific name. Lineage: Eukaryota; Viridiplantae; Chlorophyta; Mamiellophyceae; Mamiellales; Mamiellaceae. The record is from RefSeq and is a predicted model, not a curated record. The transcript has a single exon. Gene Ontology annotation, cellular component: cytoplasm. Gene Ontology annotation, biological process: protein peptidyl-prolyl isomerization. Gene Ontology annotation, molecular function: peptidyl-prolyl cis-trans isomerase activity. The coding region runs from base 18 to 479 and encodes 153 amino acids.